AUGCAAUCGCUGCAGCAGAAGGCCUCCGAGUUGAGCGGGGUGGAUCCCAGCGACGCUUUCGCCAUUGAUGAGACCAACCUCUUUGAGAAGUUGGGUCUCCAAACCUUCAUCAAUCUCUCCACUAAUUUCUACAACAGGGUUUAUGAUGAUGAAGAAGAGUGGUUUAGAUCAAUUUUUGGGAAUUCAAGGAAAGAAGAUGCAAUUCAGAACCAAUAUGAGUUCUUUGUCCAGAGAAUGGGAGGCCCCCCUCUGUAUUCUCAGAGAAAAGGGCAUCCGGCUCUGAUUGGCCGACACCGCCCAUUUCCUGUCACUCAUCAAGCUGCAGAAAGGUGGUUACAUCACAUGCAACAAGCCUCAAACAGCAUCACAGAGAUUGACACAGAUUCGAAAAUCAAAAUGAUGAAUUUUUUCAGGCACACUGCAUUCUUUCUGGUGGCUGGAGAUGAGUUGAAGAAUCAAAACCAAGUAGUUCCCUGUAAGCAUGGAGCCAGCAAACCAGCAUCAGCGUAA
Messenger RNA from Ilex paraguariensis (yerba mate), 510 nucleotides. Lineage: Eukaryota; Viridiplantae; Streptophyta; Magnoliopsida; Aquifoliales; Aquifoliaceae. The record is from the annotation of a GenBank genome assembly.